Messenger RNA from Mesorhabditis spiculigera, 249 nucleotides. NCBI's taxonomy places the organism in Eukaryota, Metazoa, Nematoda, Chromadorea, Rhabditida, Rhabditidae. The record is from the annotation of a GenBank genome assembly.
AUGGGCCCAGGCCCGCUGAGGCUGCCGAAAACCCCGCUGGCCAUUCAACGCCCAUAUCUCCGUACGAUGAGACCACAGCUCGCGUUUUGUUUGCUAUUUUACUGCCUAUUACUCUGGAGCUGCCAGGCAAGACCAAGAUUACCAGACCUGAUCCAGGGUUUUUCUUCCAAAUACAACCGCCACUGCUUCUUCACCGCCCUAAACUGCCUCUACCCGCGCAUGGUUGAUUCUAAGCGGAGUUGGCUGACC